CACUCACAGUCUGGCUUUAGUGUCCAGGAGUGUGAAGAUCAGGGAAGAUCAAACUACCUACUGUAGGUUGACCCCUGAGUCUCCGUGUCUCCCCUUCAAGGAUACAGGUUGCACAGUAGGGACACCAUCACAGUCCUCCUGAGUUCUGCCAACCUUGCCAAAGCUUCAAUGUCACAAUUCUGUACAAUGCCAGCUGGAGAGAGGAAGAAGUGUGCAGCAGCUAUUUGCCGAGAGGUCCAUGGUACCAAUGGGGACGUCAUGGAUCUCGGAAAGAAGCUCUGCACUCCUAAAGACAUUAUGUUGGAGGAGUUAUCGUUGCUUUCCAACAGAGGUUCUCGCCUUUUUAAAAUGCGCCAGAGGAGAUCUGACAAAUACACAUUUGAAAGUAUCCAAAAUGAGGCAAACGCGCAGCUAAAUAAUGAUAUUUUAGCUGAGGGUACACACACUGUGGAAAUUAAAGUUGAUGCACCCACCCAUGGAAAUACUGCUAAUGCAGAAACCUCUGUUUCAGAUGCGACUGCAGAGAAGUUAAACACCACAGCUAUGCCCAAGUCCUAUCACUCUCCAUGGGAGGAGGCAAUCCUCGGUGACCCCGACCUCGCUGAAACUCUCAAACUAAGAAUGCCUGAACUAGACUCACGACCAGACCUUCCUGAAUACAAAUGCUUUAACCGGGUUGCCACUCCUUAUGGCGGCUUUGAGAAAACUCCCAGAGGAAUCACGUUCAAACUCCCGGAGGUGGACCUGAACCCGCCGAGUUACCCAGAGCUCCAGGAGCCGGGGAUUAAGAGGCCCACCUUCAACAGAACAGCCCAGGGAUGGAUAUCUGAGGGCACCCAUCUGAUCCUACCCACUUUUACCGUGGAGCCUGCCAACGUGCCGGAGUCUGAUGACCUGUAGGUGGUUUUAUGUAAUCUGGCAACAUGAUGUUGGCUGUAAUAUUGUGGCCUCAGCCUGCGAUGACAACAAAACAGUCAAUUAGUAGCACAGUUGCGAAUCCUUAACAGUAUUUUGGAUUGUUCCCAUGCAAUGGACACGAAAUGUUUCAUUCUUUUGUUCUUCAGUUGACUAGUAUGUUUGCUGUCGCUAGAAAAACUGUUUCCAAAGAAAGUCAUGUAAAUAGCCAAAAGAAUGUGCUAUACAGAAUUCACAAAAUCCAGAGUUUCCACUGAUACUGAAAACAAAACUGUAAAUUUUUAUAAAUUUUCAAAUGAAAAGAGAAGUAUGUAAUGUAAAUAAAGAAUGCAACUUAUUUAUUGAUGGCACAAAAUCAAAACUGGAUCAUGCAGUAGGUUAUAUAGUUUGUAGUAUUUUUAUUAUAGAUAGUACAAAAAAUAUACACAUUAAUAUAUAAGUGAAACUGAAAAUUUCACGUGAGGUAUAUUUAUAGCUCUAUAGAUAUAAUAAAGAUUGAAUAAGCUCUAGUCAAAAUUUCAUAGUACAAAUAACUUAAACUGAAUUUUUCACUCAUAAAUUUGUAGACAUGAGAUAAAAGUGGAAGCUCUGUUUCAUGUUAAGGUCCCAUAUCCUCGGAAGAGGAUUCAGAGUAUUUAAGCAGAAGAAAAAGGGGAUUUCACAGUGCAACCGAGAUUAAUUUAUCUUGAGAAAAUCACAGAGAGAUCACCAAUCUGGGAGGAAGACCGAGGAACCUGGACUUUGACCUGUGAUGGCAUGGAGCCGUGCUAAAGCACUUCUAAUUAGAAUCACUGCAUCUCAUGGACUCAAAACCUUUGAAUUUGUAUGUAUACAAGAAACAACCACUCCCUGCUGAGAAUCAUGUAACAUGGAAACUGUCACACCUGCCUUGUUUGGAGUGCGAUGACAGUAAAGAGGAAUUAUAGAUGUUU
Messenger RNA from Seriola dumerili (greater amberjack), 1847 nucleotides. RefSeq names its product myozenin-2-like (gene myoz2b). NCBI's taxonomy places the organism in Eukaryota, Metazoa, Chordata, Actinopteri, Carangiformes, Carangidae. The record is from RefSeq and is a predicted model, not a curated record. Gene Ontology annotation, cellular component: Z disc; actin cytoskeleton. The transcript is spliced from 6 exons. Bases 169 to 900 code for a protein of 243 amino acids. Gene Ontology annotation, molecular function: FATZ binding; actin binding; telethonin binding.